Messenger RNA from Batrachochytrium dendrobatidis JAM81, 969 nucleotides. Its product is annotated as homoserine kinase. Gene Ontology annotation, molecular function: homoserine kinase activity; ATP binding. The transcript has a single exon. The record is from RefSeq and is a predicted model, not a curated record. Gene Ontology annotation, biological process: L-threonine metabolic process. NCBI's taxonomy places the organism in Eukaryota, Fungi, Chytridiomycota, Chytridiomycetes, Rhizophydiales. The coding region runs from base 6 to 935 and encodes 309 amino acids.
UCCAAAUGGUAUUGACUUAUUCAGGUGAUAGUCCAUCGACAGUCUCGCUUGAUCCAACCAAGAACCUUAUUAGUCAGAUAGCCAUGUAUGUUGCAUCAGCUCAUAUGAAGUCGUUGCCCAACAACAUAAGCAUUCAUAUUGACAAUCCAAUUCCGCUGGGAAGGGGAUUGGGAUCAUCAGGAGCGGCUGUAGUUGCAGGGGUUGUUCUUGCCAACACAUGCUGUCAGUUGGGAAUGACUACUUGUGAUAUACUCGAUUAUGCUUGUUUGAUUGAAGGACAUCCAGACAAUGUUGCAGCAUCGCUUGUAGGAGGAUUAGUGACGUGCUAUCUUGGACAGGAUAUUGCCAGUCAAGUCCAACAACUGCAAUCUCAACCCAAUCUGUUUACACCCAAUCAGCAUGUAUCUGUAAAGGACAGUGAUUUGAUUCCACGACCUCCUGCAGGUGGAGCAGUGAUGCAUCGCAAGCUCAAGAUAUCGCAGAUGAUCAAGGUAGUUGUAGGCAUACCAGAAUUUAAACUGGCGACACAUACUGCGCGUAGUGUACUGCCAGCCACGUAUUGCCGAUCUGAUGUGGUGUACAAUAUGCAACAUUUGGCAAUGCUUGUUCAUGCGUUGGGGGAUGACAUACCCAAUGCAAAAGUUGUGAGCAGUGCCAUGCAGGAUAAAGUUCACCAGCCAUACCGCCAGAUGUUGGUGCCGGGACUGGAGCAAGUGCUGCAAUUAACAGAAAAAGAGCUUCCAGGUUUACUGGGAGUUUGUCUAUCUGGUGCAGGACCUACAGUGCUUGCUCUAGCCACGGCCAACUUUGAUGCAAUUGGACAGCUGAUUGUACAAAAGUUUGAGGCCCAAAAGGAUGCACAAGGACAUCAGAUCCAGGCGAGAUAUCUCGUACUGGAUGUUGAUCAUCAAGGGAUUGUUGUAAGCGAUCGAUGAGAUUAUUAAUAAACUCUUGACUAUUGCUUUCAUG